Brassica napus (rape) is the source of this 10107-nucleotide messenger RNA. Its product is annotated as ATP synthase subunit alpha, chloroplastic-like. Gene Ontology annotation, molecular function: ADP binding; proton-transporting ATP synthase activity, rotational mechanism; ATP binding. The coding region runs from base 5030 to 5866 and encodes 278 amino acids. Lineage: Eukaryota; Viridiplantae; Streptophyta; Magnoliopsida; Brassicales; Brassicaceae. The transcript is spliced from 2 exons. The record is from RefSeq and is a predicted model, not a curated record. Gene Ontology annotation, biological process: proton motive force-driven ATP synthesis; proton transmembrane transport.
CGUAUGUUCAGAAAUAAGGAAUCCCAAUCUUUGUUAAUUUUAUCAUCCUCUAAUUGUUUUAGAAUCGGUCCAUUUAAUCAUGUAAAAUAUCACAAUGUUAUAAACCAAUCAAUAAAAAAAAAACCUCUAAUUACAAUUCAAAAUUCGUCGGGCCCCUUAGGAACAGCCAUUCAAAUUUCGAAUUUUUAUUCAUUUUUGCCUUUACUAACUUAUAAUCAGAUCUCUGUAAUUAAAUAUUUGCAACUUGAUAACUUCAAAUAUAUUUUUCAAAUAAUUCACUCUUAUUUAAUAGAUGAAAACGGAAGAAUUUUUAAUCUAGAUCCAUACAGUAACCUUGUUUUGAAUCCAUUCAAAUUGAAUUGGUAUUUUCUUCAUCAAAAUUAUAAUAAUUAUUAUUGUGAGGAAACGUCCACAAUAAUAAGUCUUGGACAAUUUUUUUGUGAAAAUCUAUGUAUAGCCAAAAAAGAACCAUACCUAAAAUCGGGUCAAGUUUUAAUUGUUCAAAGGGAUUCUGUAGUAAUAAGAUCCGCUAAGCCCUAUUUGGCUACUCCGGGAGCAAAAGUUCACGGGCAUUAUAGAGAAAUUCUUUACGAAGGGGAUACAUUAGUUACAUUUAUAUAUGAAAAAUCGAGAUCCGGUGAUAUAACCCAAGGUCUUCCAAAAGUAGAACAGGUGUUAGAAGUCCGCUCGAUUGAUUCAAUAUCACUGAACUUAGAAAAGCGGAUUAAGGGUUGGAACAGGUGUAUAACAAGAAUUCUUGGAAUUCCUUGGGGAUUCUUGAUUGGUGCUGAGCUAACUAUAGUGCAAAGUCGUAUUUCUUUGGUUAAUAAGAUUCAAAAGGUUUAUCGAUCCCAGGGGGUGCAGAUUCAUAAUAGGCAUAUCGAAAUUAUUGUACGUCAAAUAACAUCAAAAGUUUUGGUUUCAGAAGAGGGAAUGUCUAAUGUUUUUUUACCUGGAGAAUUGAUUGGAUUGUUACGAGCAGAACGCACGGGGCGUGCUUUAGAAGAAGCAAUCUGUUAUCGAGCCGUUUUAUUAGGAAUAACUCGAGCAUCUUUGAAUACUCAAAGUUUUAUAUCCGAAGCAAGUUUUCAAGAAACUGCUAGAGUUUUAGCAAAAGCUGCUCUUCGGGGUCGUAUCGAUUGGUUGAAAGGCCUGAAAGAAAAUGUUGUUCUAGGGGGUGUGAUCCCCGCCGGGACCGGGUUCAACAAAGGAUUGGUGCAUUGUUCACGGCAACAUACCAAUAUUCUUUUUGAAAAAAAAACAAAGAAUUUAUCUUUAUUAGAGGGAGAUAUGAGAGAUAUUUUAUUUUAUCACAGGGAAUUUUGUGACUCUUCUAUUUACAAAUCUGCCUUUUCUAGAAUUGAAUAAUUCCUAAUAGCAGAUUCCUGUUUGAAUUUCAUGUUUUAUUGUUUGCUGUAGUCAUUUGCUUUAAUAAUUUGUUAACACUAAUAAAGAUAAUAAUGAAUACAAAAUAAUGGCUCGGCUCGUGCAUAAACGGACAAGAGAAGGUUCCAUUGGAACAAAUUUUUAUUUUAGUUUUGGGUACCCCCCUUUUAAGUGUGAAAAGAAAUGACAAAAAGAUAUUGGAACAUCGAUUUGGAAGAGAUGAUGAGAGCAGGAGUUCAUUUUGGGCAUGGUACUAGGAAAUGGAAUCCUAGAAUGGCACCUUAUAUUUCUGCAAAGCGUAAAGGUAUUCAUAUUAUAAAUCUGACUAGAACUGCUCGUUUUUUAUCAGAAGCUUGUGAUUUAGUUUUUGAUGCAGCAAGUAGGGGAAAACAAUUCUUAAUUGUUGGGACAAAAAAUAAAGCAGCUGAUUUAGUGUCGCGGGCUGCAAUAAGGGCUCGGUGUCAUUAUGUUAAUAAAAAGUGGCUCGGCGGCAUGUUAACAAAUUGGUCUACUACAGAAAAAAGACUUCAUAAGUUUAGGGACUUGAGAACUGAACAAAAGACAGAGGGAUUCAACCGUCUUCCGAAAAGGGAUGCAGCUGUGUUGAAGAGACAAUUAUCUCGCUUGGAAACAUAUCUAGGCGGGAUUAAAUAUAUGACGGGAUUGCCUGAUAUUGUAAUCAUCAUCGAUCAGCAAGAAGAAUAUACGGCUCUUCGAGAAUGUAUAACUUUGGGAAUUCCAACCAUUUCUUUAAUCGAUACAAAUUGUAAUCCCGAUCUCGCGGAUAUUUCUAUUCCAGCAAAUGAUGACGCUAUAGCUUCAAUUCGAUUCAUUCUUAACAAAUUAGUAUUCGCAAUUUGUGAGGGUCGUUCUAGCUAUAUACAAAAUUCUUGAUUAAUAAUAAGAUAAAUAAAUCAAUUUUUUUUGAGGGAGGGGCUCCCUGUAUUUCGAUUUAUAAAAUCGGUUACUAUUCCUGAAUCAUACAAAAGAAAAAGAGAUAAAAAACUGGGUAUAUUGUGUGAUUCGUUUAGUUGGUAUCCAAAACUAAAAUAAAAAUUCAAGUAAAUAAGUAAAAAAAAAGGGGGGGUCUUGAAUCAAAAUAAUUUAAAGUUCUUAUUUCUGUCAGAGGGCAAUAUGAAUGUUUUAUCAUGUUCCAUCAAUACACUAAUAAAAGAAGGGUUAUAUGAGAUAUCUGGUGUAGAAGUAGGCCAACAUUUCUAUUGGCAAAUAGGGGGGUUCCAAGUCCAUGCGCAAGUCCUUAUUACUUCUUGGGUUGUAAUUGCUAUCUUAUUAGGUUCCGCAGCUCUAGCGGUUCGCAAUCCACAAACCAUUCCAACUGGCGGCCAAAACUUCUUUGAAUUUGUCCUUGAAUUCAUUCGAGAUGUGAGUCAAACCCAGAUUGGAGAAGAAUACGGUCCAUGGGUUCCCUUUAUUGGAACCCUGUUUUUAUUUAUUUUUGUUUCUAACUGGUCAGGAGCCCUUUUACCGUGGAAAAUUAUCCAGUUACCUCAAGGGGAGUUAGCAGCACCAACGAAUGAUAUAAAUACGACGGUUGCUUUAGCUUUACUCACAUCAGUAGCAUAUUUUUAUGCGGGUCUUAGCAAAAAAGGAUUAGGGUAUUUCAGUAAAUACAUUCAACCAACUCCAAUUCUUUUACCCAUUAACAUCUUAGAAGAUUUUACAAAACCCCUAUCACUGAGUUUUCGACUUUUCGGAAAUAUAUUAGCCGAUGAAUUAGUAGUUGUUGUUCUUGUUUCUUUAGUACCUUUAGUGGUUCCUAUACCUGUCAUGUUCCUUGGAUUAUUUACAAGCGGGAUUCAAGCUCUCAUUUUUGCCACUUUAGCUGCGGCUUAUAUAGGUGAAUCCAUGGAGGGUCAUCAUUAACUAUUUUUUUUUUCAAAUUUAGGUUAGCCCAAUUAUCGAAUAGUUGGUUUACGUUAUGUAAGAAACACUUGUAUAUGUCAUAUUUGAUAUUGACUAGGUAUAUAUAAGUUAAAGAUCUAUAUAAUCUGCCCCACUAUUUUUGUGAAUUUCUAUUUAGAUAACGAUUCGAUUAUAAGUUCUUACUUUUUAUCUGUGAAUUGGCUGAAAAAACGAUCAAAAAAAGAACGAAGAAUUAAAAGAAAAGAAUGGUUCACAAAAAAGAAACGGCAUAAAAAAGUCGUAUAUAUAUAUAUUAUGCAUUUUUCAAAAUCCCGUGGAUAGGAACUAAUAUCAAAGUAAUUCUUAUCAAGUUUUUGGUUAUUUUGGCUGGAUGAAUCUUAGCGAUGACUUAAUUAUAAUUAAGUCCUAAGUCGUUGGAUGAUUGUAUCAUUAACUAUUUCUUUAUUUUGGUGUGAGGAACUUAUCAUGAAUCCACUGGUUUCUGCUGCUUCGGUUAUUGCUGCUGGGUUGGCUGUUGGGCUUGCUUCUAUUGGACCUGGGGUUGGUCAAGGUACAGCUGCGGGUCAAGCUGUCGAAGGUAUCGCGAGACAACCUGAGGCAGAAGGAAAAAUACGAGGUACUUUAUUGCUUAGUUUGGCUUUUAUGGAAGCUUUAACAAUUUAUGGCCUAGUUGUAGCAUUAGCGCUUUUAUUUGCGAAUCCUUUUGUUUAAUCCUAGAAAUAAUAAAAUUAGGAAUUUUUUUUUCGUAGUUUUUUUUAUUCUAUCAAGAUUUCACUCCUACAAUUAUUCAUUGAGACAACAACCCUUGGGAAGGACUAAUUUGAGGAUGGGGAAUUAACACAUCGAUUCGCUUUCUUCCUUCCCCUUAUUCUUUUAGUUUAAUGGAAAUUUUUUUUUAAGGAGUGUUGCGCAAAAAGGAGGUUUAGGUUUUUUAAAAUUGAUAUAAAACUUGGUCUCAAAUUCUAGCUUAAUUUUAAUUAAGUCUCAUUAUUAUUAUUGAAAAUUAAAAAUUUUUGGAAAAUAAAUUUGUAAAUAGAAUAGGUUUUUGAUUCUGUUUAUAAAUAUCCAAAUAGGUAAAUUAAAUUAUAAAUUAUUAAACGAAAUUUUCUUUUUAUUCAAAAAAACAAAGAAUAAAAAAAAAAAAGGACAGAGUUCUUUUUUUUAUAGUUUAGCUAGAAGAGGAGAUUAUAUGAAAAAUUUAACCGAUUCUUUCGUUUACUUGGGUCACUGGCCAUCCGCCGGGAGUUUCGGGUUUAAUACCGAUAUUUUAGCAACAAAUCCAAUAAAUCUAAGUGUAGUCUCGGUGUAUUGAUCUUUUUUGGAAAGGGAGUGUUAAAUGAUUUAUUAGAUAACCGAAAGCAGAGGAUAUUAAAUACUAUUCGAAAUUCAGAAGAACUACGUGAAGGAGCUAUUCAACAAUUAGAAAACGCCCGAGCUCGCCUGCGUAAAGUAGAAAUGGAGGCGGAUCAGUUUCGCGUAAAUGGAUACUCUGAAAUCGAACGAGAAAAAGUAAAUUUGAUUAAUUCAACUUCUAGGACUUUGAAACAAUUAGAAAAUUACAAAAACGAAACCAUUCUUUUUGAGCAACAAAGAACAAUUAAUCAAGUCCGUGAACGGGUUUUCCAACAAGCUUUACAGGGAGCUAUAGGAACCCUAAAUAGUUGUUUGAGUAAUGAGUUACAUUUACGUACUAUUAAUGCAAAUAUUGGUAUGUUUGGUACGAUGAAAGAAAUUACUGAUUAGCUCUUUCCUUACGAUUAUGAUAGGCAUUAUUUUUUUUUUUUUCUUCCAAAAAAGAAUUAGGACAAUACUCAUGGUAACCAUUAAAGCCGAUGAAAUUAGUAAUAUUAUCCGUGAACGUAUUGAGCAAUAUAAUAGAGAAGUGACGAUUGUAAAUACCGGUACCGUACUUCAAGUGGGCGACGGCAUCGCUCGGAUUUAUGGUCUUGAUGAAGUAAUGGCAGGUGAAUUAGUAGAAUUUGAGGAGGGUACUAUAGGUAUUGCCCUUAAUUUAGAAUCAAAUAAUGUUGGUGUUGUAUUAAUGGGUGACGGUUUGAUGAUCCAAGAAGGAAGUUCAGUCAAAGCUACGGGAAAAAUUGCUCAGAUACCCGUGAGUGAGGCUUAUUUGGGGCGUGUUAUAAACGCCUUGGCUAACCCUAUUGAUGGUCGAGGUAAGAUUUCAGCUUCUGAAUCUCGGUUAAUUGAAUCUCCUGCCCCAGGUAUUAUUUCGAGACGUUCUGUAUAUGAGCCUCUUCAAACAGGACUUAUUGCUAUUGAUUCCAUGAUCCCUAUAGGACGCGGCCAGCGGGAAUUAAUUAUUGGUGACAGACAGACCGGUAAAACAGCAGUAGCCACAGAUACAAUUCUCAAUCAACAAGGUCAAAAUGUAAUAUGUGUUUAUGUGGCUAUUGGUCAAAAAGCUUCUUCCGUGGCUCAGGUAGUGACUAGUUUACAGGAACGAGGGGCAAUGGACUACACUAUUGUGGUAGCUGAAACGGCUGAUUCCCCAGCUACGUUACAAUACCUCGCGCCUUAUACAGGAGCCAAGCUACUCAGAAUCAAUUGGCAAGAGGUCAACGAUUGCGUGAGUUACUGAAACAAUCCCAAUCAGCCCCUCUCACAGUGGAAGAACAGAUAAUGACCAUUUAUACCGGAACAAAUGGUUAUCUGGAUGGAUUAGAAAUUGGACAAGUAAGAAAAUUUCUCGUUCAGCUACGCACUUAUUUAAAAACAAAUAAACCUGAGUUCCAAGAAAUAAUAGCCUCUACCAAGACAUUAACCGCUGAAGCAGAAAGCUUUUUGAAAGAAGGUAUUAAAGAGCAACUGGAACGUUUUCUACUUCAGGAGAAAUUAUAAAAAAUAGAAAUAUAUUUAAGUUAAGUCUAUAUAUAAUAUAUAUAAGUAUAGAACUAAUAUCUGUAUAUGUUUAAUAUAAAAUCUUAAAGCAUUCAGAAUUUAUUUCUUAUUAUAUUUAUUUUUAUAAAUUUUCUAAACAGAAUAAAAAUAUCUUAUAAUAUAUAGAAAUGGAAAUAAUAGAUAAAUAUCAAUAUAUUUAUAUCUAUAUUGAUAUUGCGUCCAAUAGGAUUUGAACCUAUACCAAAGGUUUAGAAGACCUAUGUCCUAUCCAUUAGACAAUGGACGCUUUUCGCUUUUUUUAACUUCCCAUUUGUUAAAUGUGCGAAAUCUUUUUAGCAAUUGUGUAGUGAAUUCACUACACAAUUGCUAUUAGACAAUUCUAAUAGAGAAAAUUGUCUCUAAUAAAAAGGGGACAAUUUAGAAUUUAGAGCGGGUAGCGGGAAUCGAACCCGCAUCGUUAGCUUGGAAGGCUAAGGGUUUUAGUCGACGUCGAUCGAUCAGUUUUAUAUUUUAACGUCUCUAAUUCAAAACCGAACAUGAAACUUUGGUUUCAUUCGGCUCCUUUAUGAUGGAUGGCGAAAUUCCCAAAUAAAAUAAGAUGGGAACUAAAUCAAAAUUUGACUCAUAACAUCUAUGUUAGCUUUUUUCCCGUUUGGAGGCUUUCCCAGAAAAAUUUUGCUUUAUAGAUGAUCCUUCUAGAAGAUAGAAAAGGCGAACUCAAAAAAUCUUUCUAGUUACUUCGUUCUUUAUUUCUAUUUAACGGAAUCCUUAGGAAAAGUAUUUUGUUUCCACCGAGCUAAAACAAUAUAAUAUGUCGAUGUCUUUAGUAAACCAAAGUUCUCGUUUAAUAGCUAUUUUGCUUCAAUUUUUUCUAUACCAAACAAAAAAUAGAACUGAAGAUUUAGUUACGAUUAGAAAGAAACUUUUCUGGCUUUAUCCAUGGAUCCUCUUGUUAUACUUAUUGAAUUGUAAAUAGUCAUCCAAUUCAAAAAUUAUGUUUCGAAAUUUCAUAAUCCAAAUUGACAAUUAAUUAGAGUCUUUGGAUACAAAUUACGAGAAUCUAUAAUCUUCCUUGAAUUUUUCAUUGAAAGGUAAAGGACUAAAUCCUUUUCAGAAAUAAAGUUUUUGAUCGGAAGAUUAAUCAAACCGAGAGACCCUUUAACUAUUAAAGGGGUUAAAGGAACGAAUCACACUUUUACCACUAAACUAUACCCGCUACAAUCCAAUUAUUGUAUAUAAAUUUACUUUUUGUCGAACAAAGUAAUCGGGAGAAAAAAAAUCUGAAAAAAAAAUGAGAAAAUUCUAGCGUAGACUUAAUAAAAUUAGGCAAAGCAGGAUUCCUUUUUUUUAUUUCAGAUCUUUUUUGUCUAAAAACCCAUCGGAUGGGUCUUUUUAACUUUAACAAAAAAAGGCCCGGCUGGGGACUGACCAGGCCAGGCUAUUAAAAUAAAAAAGAUCUUUUAUUUGUGUUUGGACGAGACAAAAUCAAAAAGGAUUCUCUAUUUCUAUUUUUGUGAUUUUAUUUAUUUCUCUUUCGAGCCUUUUCUUUAUUGAAUCUUUAUUUACAGUUUUUAUGUAAAUAGAAUUACUGAGAAAGUUCUAUAAAAAAGGUUAUAUAAUAGUAAUAUAUAUAUAUAUAUUAAUUAUAUAUAAAUAUAAAUAUUAUAUAAAUAUUAUUUAUAUAAUAAAAAAGAAAAAAUAAUAUUAUAUUUUUAUAUAUAAUAAAAUAAUAUAUAUAAUAAAAUAUAGAAAAUGAAAAUAUAUAUAUAAUUAAAGUAUUAUUAAAGAUAAAGAAUAAUCUAAAAAAAAAAACUUUUUUAAGAAUAAAGUGGAGAAAGUUUUUUUUUAAGCCGUUUUUUUGUCUAAUGGAACCUAAAAAGUAUUCCUUUUCGAUUAGGAGAGAUGGCUGAGUGGACUAAAGCGUUGGAUUGCUAAUCCAUUGUACGAGUUAAUCGUACCGAGGGUUCGAAUCCCUCUCUUUCCCUUCCCUUUUUGAUGAUGUGAAAUAGAUAAAAUCCUAAUAAAAUUCGCACAUUUCCACUAUUUAAAUAUUAAAUAAAGUAAUAAAAAACCUUUCUUUUUAUUCUUCACGUCCCGGAUUACGUCCUGGAUCAUUAGAUAGGAAUCCAAAUAUGAAGAGAGAAACAAAGAAUAUAACUACAGUGUAUACAAAAAGUUUGAGAGUAAGCAUUACACAAUCUCCAAGAUCUUACUUUUUUUAAAAAAAAAAAAAGAGAAUAGAUUCUCUAUUUUAUACUAAAUAUCUAGAUACUUUUUUUGUGAGUGAACUCGAAUCUAAUUAAGUUCUUUCAUUUAGAGAAAAGAGGAUAAAACUGAGGAAAUCAAAUGAUCCAGAUUUAGUAUGGCUACCAAAAAAAUUCAAUGUUUGAAUUGAGAGUUCCUUCCUACGUCAAGAUUUUUUGAUCUUUUGAUUUGAAUUGUUGGAAGAAUCAAAAUCGUGAAUUUUUCUAAGACAGUAUUAAUAAUUUCAUCGAAAACUUACAGCUGCUUGCCAAACAAAGGCUAAGAGAAGAAAGAAAAGAGGUAUUACGGGCAUAACAUCUACGAUUGGAUUCAAAAAGGCGUAGGCCUCCGGCAAUUUGGCGACUAAAAAAGUGCUUGAAAAAAGGGCCGAAUUAAAACAAAUACAGAUCAAAUUAAAUAUAUUAAGCAUAACAAAAAUUGGUGUUCUUGUGGAUAAUUUAAUUUUGAUUGAGUUAUUAAUAUAUUUUUUAUAUAAGGAAAAAAAUAAAUAAAUAAAGAAAGAUAGUCUAAAAAGACUUUGUUGAACUUACUCAAUCAAAAAUCCUUUCAUUCUCUUAUGAGAAUGAAAGAAAUAAUAUUUUCAUACAAUAUCUUAAUUGAAUUCUAUGUAAUGAUCAAUAAAGUAAGUUUGAUUUGCUAUCUACACGUGUCAAAACUAUAGCACCAAUGUAAUCUAUAUUUCAUUUGGGCUGAAAUUGAAUUGACGAACAACCAAUAGCAAUAUUACUCUUUUAGUAGUCUUGAAUAAAAAUAAAAAUGGGGCGUAGCCAAGCGGUAAGGCAACGGGUUUUGGUCCCGCUAUUCGGAGGUUCGAAUCCUUCCGUCCCAGAGUCCAGUCAUUACGAAAUAAAUCUUCUAUUGCCUUUGUACACCAUCUUUUUCUUUCUGUUUAAAAAAACAAUAUUUUUUAAGAAUAAAAUAUUGAAAUGAAAAGAAGAAUAAACUUCUUUUUCACCCGAAAUUACAAAAAAUCUAUUUGCUUUUUUUAGUUGUGUGUGAUGUAGGUAAGUAAGGUAGAACCGUAGAUUCUACGAGUUUUAAUAAAAAAAAAUAUAUUUAUAUAUAUAUUUAUAUAUAUAAAUAUAGAUUUCUAUUCAAAUUUCGAUUUUACAUAUUUUUACAUAUAUAGAAUUUAAUGUGGAAUUCAUUUGAAUUCUGACUGAACCUUUUACGCGUAGAUUCACUAUUCCAUUCAUAGAGAAAGAAAAAGUAUAGAUUACGAUAUACUGACUGAACUAUGACUAUUCAUGAUUCCAUAAUUGAAUCAAUUACACAAACUAAAGGAAUGUUAUGGUAAAACUUCGUUUAAAACGAUGUGGUAGAAAGCAACGUGCGACUUGAAUUGAAGGACAUGAUCUGCUGUGGAUGUUUUGAUCCGCCACCUUUUAUAUUAGGAAUAUAGGUGCUCUUGGCUCGACAUUUUGUGUUCUAUUUUACGAGAGUCCUACACCUUUUUGAAUAUAAAAAAGAGUACAGGAUGGAGCUCGAGGAGAAUAGAAAGUUUUUAUUCCUUUCGCAGGAGUAAGGAUCUAGGGUUAGUGCGAAUCAAUAAGUUGGAACAACUUCGUAAGUCUUUUUAUUUUUAUAUUGAAAAAAAGCCCUUUCAAGUAAUUUUACAAUGGAAAAGGAAAUUUUCGUAAAAGUGUAAAAUUCUUUGAAUUAAAAGUCUAUCAUGCGUGAAUCAAGCGUUUGUAUGAUUCUUUGAUAGAAAGAAAA